AUGUAUUUCCCAACAUCCUCCAUGCUGCAUAUAUGGGAGGCUAUCUCAGGCCAAUUUCCCGUCAGCUCCCUGUCACCACAAACCCCGCAACUUCCUCCACACCACUCAAUAUGGGACCAUAUUGUUCCAUCGGCGAAUCUUCAGUUUCAUCCUUGCUAUGAUACCUUUGAAUGCGCGCGUCUUGCUGUCCCAUUGAACUGGAACAAUGCAUCUGACUCAGAAGUUGCCGUCGCACUAGUCAAGAUUCCCGCAAAAGUGGACGUGAGCGACCCGCGUUACGGCGGCUCAGUUCUGAUCAACCCAGGUAUUUAUUAUGCCCGAAUUCUCCAUAACGGAUGGCAUGGCAAUUCUAAAUCCGGCUUUUCAGGUGGUCCAGGAGGCUCGGGCGUUAACCUUGCCCGUCUUCAUGGCAAAAAUAUCCAAACAAUCAUUGAUUCUCCGCUCAGCCCCGAUGACCCCGAAUCGAAGUCAGAGAAGUUUUUCGACAUUGUGGCUUUUGACCCAAGGGGUGUCGGCUUUACUACCCCACCAUUCACAUGCUUUGCCGAUUCCCAACAGAGGCUCUUAUGGCAAAUAGCUUCCGCCACCGAUGGCUUACCCGGCAGCUCGAAUAUGGCCUUUAGUCGUACAUGGGCGAGAAAAAAAGCCCUUGCUGAUGUGUGCGAUAAAGUCGGGGAUGAAAGGAUCAGUACACAAAUGAAUACUCCGGUUGUUGCCAUGGACUUGGCUGCGAUUGUCGAAGCCCUUGCGGUGUGGACGGAAGAGAGGACCGGGAAUUGCCAUCAUGAAUCAAAUAAGUUGCAAUAUUGGGGAUUUUCAUAUGGAACUCUCUUGGGUGAAACAUUUGCAAGCAUGUAUCCACACCUUGUGGGCCGUCUAGUGCUUGAUGGCGUUGUUGAUAGUGAUCUUCACUAUGCCGGUACUUUUGACAGAGACAUUUACGACGCAGAUGCUGUCAUGGAGCGGUUCAGCGUCUAUUGCCAUCGAGCAGGGCCCCUUAAAUGUCCAUUGUUCUCUGAAAAGGGUCCUGAGUAUAUCCAAUCCUCGCUUGACACUAUGGUUGCAUACUCCAAAAAUACAACCAAAUCCGUGGUCUCUGCACAUGGACCGGAGAUUGUAACCUAUAAUGACAUCCAGAGGAUCAUCCGAGAUUCAUUAUAUCAGCCAUUCAAGGAAUUUGAGGGUCUUGCCCACGCUUUAUACAACCUAGCUAAUGGAGACGGGAGUAUUAUUGCUAAUCGAAAGCAAAGCUCAUCUCUUUUCUUUGAGCCCACUGAUUAUGCAGAAGAGACGGUUGGAGCUAUAUCUUGCACCGACGGUCUUGACCAGACUAAUAUGACAAAAGAGGAUGCGAGGAAGAUGAGCCAGAGAUUUCCUGGGUCGGGUCUCAUCGAACAAGUCUCAGAAGGUCACCUAUCACUUUCGACACCGUCCCCUUGCACCGCAAAAGCAGUUCGAGCCUAUUUCCAAAAUGGCACACUUCCAGCCCACGGGACGCUGUGCCAGGUCUACGAUAGACCAUUUGGUCUUCCAGGCGAGAGGGAAAAACCGUUACAGAAAGGCGACGAUGAACUGCUCAAAGCUUUGAGGUCUAUAGCGGGCCAAAUGUGGUGA
Molecule: messenger RNA, 1614 nt
Organism: Penicillium longicatenatum
Lineage: Eukaryota; Fungi; Ascomycota; Eurotiomycetes; Eurotiales; Aspergillaceae
Exons: 5
Coding region: 1-1614 (537 amino acids)
Source: RefSeq, a predicted model, not a curated record